AUGGCAGAUAUACCUCAGUUCCGCAAUCUCUCCCUGGAGAGACAUGGGAAUGUAUUCGUUCUCACCAUGCAGAAAUCACCCGAGAACCGACUGAACUCGUGGUAUUGCCAGGAAAUGAUCCGAGCCUAUCGUACAGUCGAGAAACUUCUUGGUCCAGAUUCGGAGGGUGCAGUCAUUACAAGAGGUAAUGAUGCUAAAUUUUGGUGCACUGGACUGGAGCUAGAUGAAGCCGAUAAGAAUCCAUUUGCGAACACAGACGGAUUUUAUCCCCUGAUCCAUACGAUCCUCGACUUCCCCUUUCCAACAAUUGCUUUGUUAACGGGUCAUACAUUCGGUGGUGCUUGUCCUCUGGCCUUAGCACAUGAUUACCGAAUCAUGAACUCACGGAGAGGCUUUUUCUCAAUGCCCCCUGUCAACUUGGGUUUGCAUUUUGAAGGAAUUGGAUCCCUUCCAAGACUAAAGUUGCGGCCUCAGGUUGCGCGCAAGAUGCUCUUGGAAGCACACAGGUGGACAGCACAAGAAGCACUACAGGAUGGCAUUGUGGAUGCUGUUGCCGAGCCAGACCGUAUGCUGGACGAAGCACUGGAGAUUGCAGCCAAGUGGGCGCCCAAGGCGAAGAUGGGGGUAUAUGCUUUGCUACGGCAGGAGCUCUGGGGCGAGGCAAUUAAGAAGUUUCAGCGGAUUAGCUAUGUGCACAGUCGAAUGACCUCAGCUCCUGCCAAAGUCAAGAUUUGA
Molecule: messenger RNA, 735 nt
Organism: Penicillium pulvis
Lineage: Eukaryota; Fungi; Ascomycota; Eurotiomycetes; Eurotiales; Aspergillaceae
Product: enoyl-CoA hydratase/isomerase family protein
Exons: 4
Coding region: 1-735 (244 amino acids)
Biological process (GO): fatty acid beta-oxidation
Cellular component (GO): peroxisome
Molecular function (GO): delta(3)-delta(2)-enoyl-CoA isomerase activity; enoyl-CoA hydratase activity
Source: RefSeq, a predicted model, not a curated record